UGGUAGGAUUCGUAAGAAGGCAGUUGCAGCUACACAAACCAGAACUCAGAAGAUUUCCGGUAAAGCUAAGAAGGUACUGAGAUGGAGGACCGUGAUAGGAUUGCAAUGGCAGCACGUGGGAGAGCCCCCCCGGGUCAAAGACCACACCAGAACAUCCAGACAUGGGCCUCAGAAACAAAAAGUACCCACAUCCGAUGGAGCGGCAGCGGUGUCUUGGGGGAAGUGAGUGAGCCUGUGGCUGAACACAUUGAUGAGCAGGAGAGUAAACCCGGAGAUAAAUCUUUUGAAUCAUUCAAGACUAAUGACAAUGAAACCACAGAUUACAUCAGUGGAAAAAAGAAGAAAUCGAGUCAAACAGAAAUUGAGACACUGCUUGACAGACUUCACCUUCAAGACAAAGUUCAACAGAAGUUGCCAAAAGCAGAUUUUCUUCAAAUACGUCCACCUGGGAAACAGAUGGACCAUGAAACAUCUGAGAAAGAUCUAGCUUACAUUUUUCUCCAUAGGCUGAUAAUGUUGAACUACAAAGCCAGAUAUAUUCCUGUAAGAUCAGACAGUCCUGAGGUGACCAAUUUAAAGCCCACAAUGUUUGACAACAGUGAGAUAGAUGACAAUGAACUAGAGGAAUUGUUUAAAACCACUGCAGGCACAAAUAAAAAUGAGAAGGCUCAUGUGCAUCCAAUGGACGUUCAGAUGGCAGUAUUUCACUGCUCAGACAGCUUCCUUAAACAGAUGAUGAUUACGAAGCUCUCUCAGUGUCAGUAUGCCUUACCUUUACUUGUUCCUGACCCAGUUACAAAGGAGAUUCAGUUUCCUCUGUGGACCUACAGAGAGAUAACAAAAACCUGGAAGGUAACUCAAAUCAAAGAUGACCCUAAGAUCAUCACCAUGAAGAGUGUUCCAGUCUACAAAGCUGAAACACCCUUGGUGUCAUUUUUCCGCCUGGGUUCUUUGUCAGUGUCUAAAUCUCAGCUGAUGAACACUUUGAUCAACAACCGUCACGACACCUUCUUCCACAGAAACUGCCCAGGAAGCACCAAGUCUCGCUAUCUGAUGGAUGGUGUGGCAGAGAUUGCCUGGUACUGCCCUGCUGGAAAACCCAAUGAUGCCUUCAAUGACUGCAUUGCCUUCUGUAAUCUCCAUGGUGAUGCUCUGUUGAUUAAAAAACAGCGUGACAUACUGAUUGAAAAAUCUUCCAUCAAUAUUUUUCUUGUGGCAUCUUUGCAAAGCAAUGAAGAAAGUCGAUCACUUAUAUCAUCUCUUUUUAAAUCUCAUAAGCCUCUCAUUUGUUUAAAUAUUGAUGACAGUCGUGAUGCGGUUAAGACAAAAAAUGGAAAUUACAUAAUGGGCCUCAAAGACAAAAACCACUCAGGUGUAUCUGAACAGCUAAAAAAGAUCAUCAGAGAAGUUUUGUCUUCUCUAGAAUUUUCCAGCUUGAAACCAUCCUUCCAGCUUCGUUUCCAGCUUGAAUCCAUGGCUGAGCUCUCUGGAGUCAGAGUGGAUGAAACUGACCCAGGAAUCAAAGAGAAGGAAACUGACCCAGCCUAUGAUGUUUCUUCAAUUCUCAAAAGUUAUGAUGAAAAGUGGUCUGAGGUUUUGGCUUUGAAGAAAAAACAGGACAAAUCAGAUCUGUUAUUAAAAAAACAAACUGAACUUGAAGACAUAUCAAAGAAACUUCAGUCUGCAACUUUUGGUUUGGAGCACAUCUUCAGAGAAAUGGGACAGAUCUAUGAAGCCCAUAAAACAACACAAAGAGAGAGCAGACACUCUGACUGGUCUAAAUACCCUGAGCUGGCUGCACAGCUGAUGAUAUCAGGACACCCGAUGGAGCUGAUGGAUGGUGAUGCAGGUCAUGUGCCUCUAACAUGGAUCUCCAGUCUUUUAGAAGAAGUCAUCAAGAAACUGGGGGACCAGAGAGUUUUUGUGUUGUCAGUUUUGGGCCUACAAAGCAGUGGAAAAUCAACAAUGCUGAACACCAUGUUUGGGCUGCAGUUUGCAGUGAGUGCUGGCAGGUGCACCAAAGGUGCCUUCAUGCAGCUGCUCAAAGUAUCAGAGGAGAUGAAGAAAGACUUGAAGUUUGACUAUGUUCUAGUGGUGGACACUGAAGGACUGCGUGCUCUUGAGUUAGAAGGUAACAGCACUCUUCAUCAUGACAAUGAACUGGCAACACUUGUUGUUGGUCUGGGAAACAUGACACUGAUCAACAUCUUUGGAGAGAAUCCUUCUGAUAUGCAGGACAUCCUGCAGAUUGUUGUUCAGGCUUUCAUGAGGAUGAAAGAAGUUAAACUUUCUCCCAGUUGUGUGUUUGUUCACCAGAAUGUCACAGAUGUUGCAGCAGCAGAGAAAAACAUGGAUGGAAAGAGACGCCUGCAGGAAAAACUGGACCAGAUGGCCAAACUAGCAGCCAAAGAGGAAGUUUUUAAUGCAGAGUGCUUCAGUGAUGUCAUUGAUUUUGAUGUUCAGAAAGAUGUGAAAUACUGUGCCCAGCUGUGGGAGGGCAGUCCACCCAUGGCUCCUCCAAAUCCAGAUUACAGUGAGAGCAUCCAGGAAGUGAAGAACACCAUCCUCUCUAAAGCUUCAAAGUCUGCUGGGAUCACUCUCUCACAGUUCAAAAGCAAAAUUCAGGACUUGUGGACUGCACUGCUGAAUGAAAGUUUUCUUUUCAGUUUUAAAAACACACUUGAAAUUUCAGUGUACAGAAAACUGGAAGUCCAGUAUGGGAGCUGGACCUGGACCCUGAGGAGCAACAUGUUGACCAUUGAAAACCAACUUCAUAACAGAAUUGAAAAUGGAAAACUUGAUGAGGUUGAACAAUCUUACCUUUUUAAAGAAACAAACAAAACAUAUGAAGAAGUCAGAAAAGAAAUGACAAAGUACUUUGAGGAUGACAAAGACAGAGAGAUCUUGGCUCAGUGGAGAGGACGAUUUCAAAUAGACAUUGAGGAAUUUCUUACUAAUCAAGUGAAAAUGGUGAAAAUAAAACUGGAUGGAGUUAUCCAGCAGAAGAAAGCUUGUAAAAAACUGGAUGAGAAGAAAUCAGAGUUCGAGAACAAACUGCUGCAAAAGAGCAAAGAGCUCGCUAAGAAACUGAAGGAUAAGGCCAAAGAUGAAGUGGAACUUCAAAGGCAGUUCAGCUCUGUUUGGAGCGGCUGGGUUGCUGAAUUAACAUCAGAUAUAGAACCGAUUAAAGACAUCGACUUGGAAAAAGAUAAGUCAAAUAUCAUUGAAAAACUUGGUUUUGAGCAAACUCUCACAGAUAAAUGCAAAAGUAAUGGCAGAUACAAAAGAUUAUCAGACGUUGGUAAAUAUUCAGAAUAUAUGACGACAGGUCUGUUGGUUGAUUUUUGCAAAAAAUAUACUUCAAGAGGUGGUUUUUCCUAUGAAGAACAACAACAGAUCAGAUCGCUCAUUGUCCAAGCUGAAGAAGAGUCACUUCAUGCAAUCAAAAACAAACCUGUAGCUGCAAGAGGCUACUCAUCAACUUAUUUGUGUGAAGUGGCCAAUCAUGUGACAGAAAAAGUUCAGAAGUUUUUGUCAGAGAGGAAAUACAAUUUAAACAAGGAGUUUAAAGUUGAUCUCUUGCUCUAUGUGUUCUACAAGGCAGAAAGUUGGCUUCUACAGUCACACAAGAAAUUUAAAAUGAACAAUGAUCCAAUCACUUAUUUGGAAAGCAAGAAAACACAGUAUUACACAGCUUUUAGAAGCUUUUGUAAAGAAAACUCAUCUGCUGUUGUGCUUGGAGAACUGAUCUGUGAGAAACUGAAAGUGUCCACUGUUGAGGCUGUCUGUAACAAGACUGCCAUUGAUCUCGCUGGAAGGAUGAGGUGUAAUUUCCCAGCAUUCAAUGGGAACAGACUGAACUUGGAACAACAUAUGUUGAGGUCACUCGCUGAGAAAGAAAACUUUGAUGAUUUCAUCACCUACAUCACAAAUCCAAGGAAACAAACAGAAGCUUUCAUUAAAGCAGAAGUGCAGCAAUACAUCUACAUGAGUCACAAAGAUGAAGCUGUGAAUAUACUCAAGAAAAAUGUUGAUGACAUCCAAAAAACCGUGAAUCAAGCUUUAUUUACUGCAGUAAAAAAAGUCCAAUAUCAGAGAGGAGACACAGAAAUGUGGCUGAAUGAAUUUUGUCAUGUCCUAAAGGAUGAGCUGACAUUUGACAACAUUCCUUCUGAAAACUUCACUGACAUAAAAAAAUGUGAUUUCCUCAAGGAAGAGAUAGAAAAAGGAUUUGAACCCAUCAUUAAGGACAUGUAUAGCCUCUCCUUGGAUAAGAUGAAGGAAUCCAGGGAGAAGCCUGAAGAAAUCCUCAUAGAUCAGCUGUGUAACUGCUGCUGGGUAAAGUGUCCAUUCUGUGCAGCUGUUUGUACCAACACCAUCGAAGAUCACAGUCCUAAUGACCACAGCACUCCUUUUCAUCGACCUGAUGGGAUAAAAGGAUGGCACUAUAAAGACACAGUAGAGCUCAGCGUCACCUUCUGCACAACAAAUGUUGCAAGUGAUGGCACUUUUUACCCUGAAUAUGAUUCAAAGGAAGCCAUUCCCCACAAACAAUACAAAACUGCUGGUCCGCCGUAUGAUACCUGGAGCAUCACCCCUGAUGGGUCUAAUCUGGCAUAUUGGAAGUGGUUUGUAUGUCAGUAUCAAAAACAACUGGAAGAGCACUAUGGGAAAAAGUUCAUGGGCAGAGGAGAGAUUCCAGACCAAUGGAAAGACAUAUCUAAAGAAGAAGCCAUUAAAAGUCUGGAUGAAAUGUAUUAAUGAGUCAAAGAAACUGCAAAUCUGCUGAAAGUCUUGAUUACCUGCUUUCACCCAAUAACUCGUUAAUCCAGCUGUGACAGUCUGAUUUUGUCUGAGUCUGUAAACUAUUAACACAAAGAAGAUGAUAUGAGAGACUUUAAGUUAACUCACAAGAAAACACAAAGAGAAAAAACACAAGUCACAUUCUCACUGUUGCUUCCAUCUAGGCUUUCAAAGUUUGUCCAGAUAAACACAUUUCUAACCUAAUUUUGUUCAUUGCGGUAUCGUUUACCUGUUCAAAACAAACAUUUUUUGUUUAUCAAAUAGUCGAAAAUGGAAGGAAACUAAAUGCAAAAACUGCUGUCCAAUGAGUUAACCAUCUCCAUCUUCUAAAUUAUAGGUGUCAAACUCUGGCCCGCAGGCCAAAUUUGGCCCGCAGC
Messenger RNA from Pundamilia nyererei, 5180 nucleotides. RefSeq names its product interferon-induced very large GTPase 1-like. Gene Ontology annotation, molecular function: GTP binding. The record is from RefSeq and is a predicted model, not a curated record. Bases 82 to 4761 code for a protein of 1559 amino acids. The transcript has 7 exons. Lineage: Eukaryota; Metazoa; Chordata; Actinopteri; Cichliformes; Cichlidae.